AUGGCUUUGAGAAACAUUGCUGCUCUUGUUUUCCUUGUGAUGAUGGCUUUUUGUGGUGCUUGUUCUGCUGGUGUUUAUAGAGUUGGAGACUCUGAUGGCUGGACUUCGAGAGGACUUGUUGAUUACAACAAGUGGGCUUCAAUGAAAGAUUUUCAUGUCGGCGACACGCUAAUUUUUGCUUACAACAAUCAAUUCCACAACGUGAUGCAAGUUUCUGAUCAAGACUUUCAAUCUUGCAAUGCAUCUGCUAUCUCAACAUACACCUCUGGCUCUGACACCGUAACCCUUAAAAGGCCUGGCCACUAUUACUUUCUUUGUGGUGCUCCUGGCCAUUGCCAAGCCGGACAAAAGGUUGACAUCAAGGUCACUCUCCCUGUUCCAGAAAGUUUGAUCCCAAGUCCAAGUCCGUCACCUUAUGGAUUCUCACCACCUUCAGCCUCUCAUCCUGAAGAGAUUUCACCAAGCUCAACUCUCAGCAGUGCUCCAACUCUUAACUUUUCAAAACUUGGAUUUGCUAUUACCGCUUUUAUGUUAAGUCUUUUGCGUUUUGUAUUCUAG
Messenger RNA from Prunus armeniaca (apricot), 558 nucleotides. The record is from the annotation of a GenBank genome assembly. Lineage: Eukaryota; Viridiplantae; Streptophyta; Magnoliopsida; Rosales; Rosaceae.